AUGUUCCUCCGCCCAUACCUAGCAACCGUCCGCUCUCAGACUCGACUCAUCCCACACACCAUCCACUUACGACCCUUCAGCUCUACAACUACAUUCAAGAUGCGCGUCCCCUACGCCCCAAGCGAGCCCCCAAAUGAAGAAGCCCGCCCAGUCUACGAGCGCAUCGCCGAGCGACGAAAGCCGCGCCCCCUCAUCCCACUCGACCUUGCGCUCCUACAUAACCCCGCGGUAGCAGACGGCUGGAACUCAUUCAUCGGCGCAAUCCGCACGCAAACCAGCUUACCAGCCAAUCUCAAAGAGCUAGCCAUAAGCCGCAUCGCAGUACUAAACCACGCAGUCCACGAGUGGGACGUGCAUGCCGCUCUAGCAUUGAAAGCAGGCGUAUCCAAAGAAGUACUUCAGACUAUCUUUGAUUUACCUGUUACAAAACAUGGGAUGGUGGAGAGGGAGGGGCUGUUGGGGUUCAGUAAGGAGGAGUAUGCGGUUAUGGUUUAUACGGAUCAGAUGACUGUGGGUGUGCAGGUGGAAGAUAUGGUUGCGGAGAUGGUCAAGGGCGUGUUGGAGGAUACCAUGGUUGUGGAGUUGACGGCGACGGUUGCGGCGUAUAAUGCUGUGAGUAGGUUUCUGGUCGCGCUGGAUGUGGGGGAGUGUAAUGACAGGGCGAUGAAGCGUGUCAAGGACCUUUGA
Molecule: messenger RNA, 687 nt
Organism: Alternaria ethzedia
Lineage: Eukaryota; Fungi; Ascomycota; Dothideomycetes; Pleosporales; Pleosporaceae
Exons: 1
Coding region: 1-687 (228 amino acids)
Molecular function (GO): peroxiredoxin activity
Source: RefSeq, a predicted model, not a curated record